AUGCCUUGGGUACUAACGACAAUAGCUGCUAUGUUCUUUUGGUCCAUCAUAAGUAUUUGGCUUCUUGUUGCUCAAUGUUGUUGUUGUAGAAAGAAGAAAAAAAAAGUUGCAAUAGUAACGAGAAGUGCGGAGAUGGUGGAACAACCGCAACAACUGGUAGAAGAAGAACCGCAGAAACAACCAGAGCCUGUUGUCAAACCAAAAGCGAGCCCAAAAGACAAACCAAAAGCGGCAAAAGUAUCUACGGCUAUUAAAGUAAACAAGGAAGAGAAAAAGAAGGCUAAAAAACGGGAAAAACCAUCAUCAACCGAAAAGAAAAAAGCUUCUUCAUCUCCUUCAAAAAAUAAGACCAAAACAAAAGCAUCGGGAAUUGUUGGACCGCAGAGUAGCAGUGAGGAAAUGUUGGCGUUAAAUAAAGGGAAAAAGGUUUCAGCUGUUCUCGCUGCAGAAGAAUCUCAAAAACGGGAAGACAGUAGUCUCAAAUCGAGUAGAGACGAUGUUGAUGAUAAUCCAGACUAUGACACAUUGGAUUUUGUUGAAAAGUUGGAUGUAUUCAAGAAAGUCGAUGGAAAGAAGAAGAAAAAGAAAAGCCAGGACUGA
This is a messenger RNA of Meloidogyne enterolobii, 600 nucleotides long. Lineage: Eukaryota; Metazoa; Nematoda; Chromadorea; Rhabditida; Meloidogynidae. The record is from the annotation of a GenBank genome assembly.